Ceutorhynchus assimilis (cabbage seed weevil) is the source of this 1206-nucleotide messenger RNA. The record is from the annotation of a GenBank genome assembly. Lineage: Eukaryota; Metazoa; Arthropoda; Insecta; Coleoptera; Curculionidae.
AUGAGUGAUGAGAUUCCUCGAAACAUUGAUCCAAUUCCUGAACACGUUAAGAAUGCGCCUAGUAAAAAGGAAGAAGAUUCUGAUGAUGAAGAAGAAGAGCAUAGUAGGGAAAAAAGAGACGACGGUCCAAGAAUUCAAUUAGGGAAUAAAAUUGAUUGUUUGAAAGUAAGAUAUUUUGGAGAUAAUCCUUUAGACAGCCCAUUUUUCAAAGAGGAAACUGUUGCUGCAGAUGGAACAAAAAUUAUUAAUAAAGUCGAACAAACAAAUCAAAAUUCUACAAAAGAGGAAAGUAGAGAAUCCAAAACUUCAGUUGAAGCAGAUGAUAUUAUUCCAAAAGAAGUUAACCAAGAAGAACCAACAUUAGAACCAGAAGCGCUGAGACGCAAACUUCGCCCAAGAAGACCGAACUACAAAGUAUUCGACGUCAACAAAUAUCUUACAACAACCCCAUUUUCAUUAUUCGAUACUGUUUCUACCACAGUACUUCCAAAAUACAAAGUCUUCAGCGAAGUAUUCUACAAAGACGAAAUCAAACCAAACGAACAACUAAACGUAUUUGCUGACGUGCAGAACAACAUUGAAAAUUCCAACAAUGUGGUUUUACUUCUUGCGCAAUCGAGAUCAGACUUUGCUGAACCAAAUGCAGUUACUAAUAAUGUACCCGAACACAACAUUCCAAAAUCCUAUAACGUCCACAAAUAUUACGUUAAAGUUCCUGGCAAUCAAAAAGUCAUCUUACCAGAAAUUAUCGGUUUUGUGAACAAGCAAAUGAGCCAUGAACGAAUUACUUCAAACCCCACGAUAGUCGACCCAAUACUUCCAACCAAUAAACCCGGGAAAAUCAAAAGACGUAGAAAGCCCACUACAACCACAACCAUACCUGAAGAAGAUAAAGAUGAAAAUACCAAAGAAAAAACAUAUGAUUAUCCGAAACCUAUUAAUUCAAUCAGUGAACCACCUUCAACAGAAGUACCCAUGAACAACUACUAUUUUACUGGAUUGAAACCACCAAGCAACAAAAGAGCCAGACCUUAUUCGGAGUAUACCAAUAUUAAUAGGAAUUUUGUACGUAGAAGAGGUGGGAGAGAAGAAUCAAGCAGGAAAAAGCGAGAGGCUGUCAGACCAGCUUAUGCAGAUUUAUCUAGAAAUAGAGGUAAACUAUUUAAAAAAAAGUUGAAUUAUCUUUGGAAAGACAAUCUGGAUUGA